This is a messenger RNA of Melanaphis sacchari, 2033 nucleotides long. RefSeq names its product DNA excision repair protein ERCC-8-like. NCBI's taxonomy places the organism in Eukaryota, Metazoa, Arthropoda, Insecta, Hemiptera, Aphididae. Gene Ontology annotation, cellular component: nucleotide-excision repair complex; Cul4A-RING E3 ubiquitin ligase complex. Gene Ontology annotation, biological process: transcription-coupled nucleotide-excision repair; protein polyubiquitination; proteasome-mediated ubiquitin-dependent protein catabolic process. Bases 536 to 1729 code for a protein of 397 amino acids. The record is from RefSeq and is a predicted model, not a curated record. The transcript is spliced from 6 exons. Gene Ontology annotation, molecular function: protein binding.
AAAUAUUAUUAGAGAUAAUAUUAUGCUCUUAGAUAUAACCAACUACGGUUUUCUGGCUUGAAUCACAUUAUUAUACUUAAGCGACAUUUUGAAUAGUAUUUUAUGAUAAGUCGGGUUCUCAUAUCGGUGCGCAGUCGACUUAUAACAAACACAUCGGGCACCCCGAAUCCUGUCGGCCUCAAACUAACUACCCGUGGUGCCAACCGUCGGUGAUUCGGACUUGCGCUCACCACUCGUGUUACCUUAUCUAACCCUGACGACGCAAGCGAAUUGUAACACACCCUAUCAGUUCACCGACAAUCACCACUGCCUCAUCAAUAGUACAUUCCGUGGUAGUCUUAACAGCCGUUGCUCGAGCUUCGUGUCCUCCAUAGGUGCGUGUCGCACAGUUUGAUAAUUGAAACACUACUUACUUCGUGAUUGUGCUGGUGGAUUCGUGUAGUCUAGCUGACAGAAGUGACUGUCGGCAACAGGCGACGGUGUUUUGUGAGGGCCUGGUUCUGCUUUGUUACACGCUCAAACGACUUCUGUCAACAUGCAACGGGCACUUGGCGUUGGUCCCAAGAAAAGAAAAUCAAAUCGUAUUAUUGAUUUGGAUAUGCAACGCUCCAUAGGAGCUAUAUCUUCCAUGGAAUAUAAACGUCGUACAAUUAUUAAUGAAAUCAAUAAUGUCGCUUAUUCACUUCAUAAAACGUCUUUGCCUGCAAUUUACAUUAAUCCAAUUAGAACAGGUGCUCCAAAUUUUGUACAAGAUGAUAUUUUAGGUAUGGAAGUCGAUCCAAGAGAAAGUAAAUGUUUACUUGUCAUAUCCAGAUACAACAGUGUAGCUAUUUAUAAUGUAUCCCAAAAUGUUAAAAUCUUUGAUCAAAUGAAGCGAAUGACAAUUCCACAUGACCCAAUUGAUAAUAAUGGUUCGCCAAAUUCAGCACAUUGGCUUUGGGAUGGUACAGUAUUUACUGUUUGCACUAUGGAUUCUGUACAUUUUUGGGAUUCAUUUACUUGUAAAAUAAUUGAAACUGUGAAAAUGCGUACAAAAGUUUUAAACCAUGUAAUGGCUGCAAAAAAAUAUAGUGCUAAUAAAUUGGUUGCAGUGACAGGAAUAGAAGGACAUGUAUUUUUAAUUGAUAUGUUCCAUGGUAUUGUUGUAAUGACUAUGAAAAAUAUUGAAAACAAACCAAUAAGAACUAUCAGUUGGCAUCCAUUAAAUGAAUUACAAUAUGUUACUGGCAAUGACAAUGGAAAUAUUUACUUAUGGGAUAUUCGUUAUCAAUUGAAUUAUGUUUUAAAAUUUCAAAGGGAUGAUUCUGGUGCACCUGUAUCAAGCCUUACUAAUCCAGUCAUUGGGUUACGUUUUUAUAAUUACGGAAAUGAUAUUAUAUCUGUGGAUAGUAUUGGAGGCAUUAACACUUGGGAAGUUAGUACUGGUCUACUACGUCCUAAUCACUAUGAACCUGUACUGUUAUGUGACCUAAACAAGAAUCAUAUUUUUAAAGAUUAUCAGUUUGCUGUUACUGAACAUUUGAAAGAAGACAUCGUAUUUUUCCCAUCGAAAAAAGGAAUGAGAAUAUUUGAUAUUGAAAGUGGUGAACAUUUACCUUUUUCUAACGAUAUAUCUAUACCUAUGAACUGUGCUACUUACGACACUAAACGAUUUUGUGUUUAUGGAGGCUCUAAUGAUGUAAUAAAAGUAUGGACACCUGAAAAAAAACUGGCGGAAUUGAAUGUUUAAAAUGAUAAAUUAUAUUAAUUUUCCUUGCGUUAACUUAUUUAUAUGUAAAGUUAUAUUUUUGUAUUUAUUUAAUUCAUGCUAGGAAAUCAUUGAUACUUUACUUGUUCUAUAAGAUUAUAGUGAAAUUUUACCUAGUUUCUAAGUUUGGAGGUAAAUAAUGAUUGACAUAGUCCCAAAAAUAUUUUGUCAAGACCAAUGCCGGUUACAAGUUACAUUCAAAAUUAUGCAUGCUGGAAAUAUGACCAUGUUUUUUAAAAUAAUUAAUGUUGUUUUUCUUUAAUUGAAAAAUACCUAAAAUAAUAGG